Molecule: messenger RNA, 2917 nt
Organism: Coregonus sp. 'balchen'
Lineage: Eukaryota; Metazoa; Chordata; Actinopteri; Salmoniformes; Salmonidae
Source: the annotation of a GenBank genome assembly
AUGAGCGUUUCGCCCCAGUGUGGCUACAGUGUGGUAGCUCAUCUAGAGGCUGUGAUCAUUUCUGCUCACUAUGAACCCUGUGUGGAAACUAAGGUAUGGCCAUCUGAAUUGUCAGUCUUGUGUAAAUAUUGUCAUUGCUGGUUUUGAAGACAUGGACGGGAAUCAAGGAAUUUGACUCAAACGUUUAUCUCUUUUAUUGCAGGAUGGGAUGUUCACCCUUGAACUUGCCAGAGAGGGGGAGAUUACAGUAUCCUGUCCUGGUUCUGUUGAACAGCCUUUCCCUCGCCCCAGUUACCCCCAAAACCCUGUGACUCUUCCUCCUGUCAUUGCGCGUCAACAAAGUCCCAUGUUUCCUCCUCGGCCUACUCCACCCCCUAAACCCCAGGCUCCACUGCAGCCUUACUACACAAAGCCUGCUGAGAAGCCAAAACCUGCUACUCCGCCUCCUUGGAACCCUCAGUAUCACUUUCCCUUCUACCCUCAGCCAGCCGAGCCUGUAACUAGGUCUCCUCCUAAAGACCCCCAGCCUCAUUGGUAUUCAGAGUCCUUCUACCCUCAGCCAGCCAAGCCUGUAACUAGGUCUCCUCCUAAAGACCCCCAGCCUCAUUGGUAUUCAGAGUCCUACCCUCAGCCAGCCAAGCCUGUAACUAGCUCUCCUAAAGACCCCCAGCCUCCUUGGUAUUCAGAGUCCUUCUACCCUCAGCCAGCCGAGCCUGUAACUAGGUCUCCUCCUAAAGACCCCCAGCCUCCUUGGUAUUCAGAGUCCUUCUACCCUCAGCCAGCCAAGCCUGUAACUAGGUCUCCUCCUAAAGACCCCCAGCCUCCUUGGUAUUCAGAGUCCUUCUACCCUCAGCCAGCCAAGCCUGUAACUAGGUCUCCUCCUAAAGACCCCCAGCCUCCUUGGUAUUCAGAGUCCUUCUACCCUCAGCCAGCCGAGCCUGUAACUAGGUCUCCUCCUAAAGACCCCCAGCCUCCUUGGUAUUCAGAUUCCUUCGACCCUCAGCCAGCUGAGCCAGUUACUCAUCCGCCUGCCACACUUCCCCCUGCAACAGAAGCUCCAAAUGGCAAGGUGUACUAUCCUUACUACCAAUAUCCUUAUGACCCUCAGCCAGCCAAGCCUGCUACUCAUCCUCCUGUGAGUCAAAAGCCUACCCAUGUCAUGCUUCCCCCUGCUACUGAAAAGCCAACAGCUCCACUGCAUCCUUACUACCCAAAACCUGCUACUCUGCCUCCUGGGAACCCUCCGUAUUACUUUUCAUUCUACCCUCUGCCUGCCAAGCCGGCAACUCCUCCCCCUCAAGUGCAUACUCCUGCUACCAAAGUUCCUCAGGGCCAUGUGCAGCAUCCUUACUACCCACAUCCCCUCUAUCCACCACAUCCCAAGCCUGUAACUGGCUCUCCACCUAAAGACCCUGAAAUUGUUUGGGAUUCAGAUUCCUUUCACCCUCAACCAGCCAAGCCUGCUACUCGUCCUCCUCUGACUCUAAAGCCUGCUACUGAAAAGCCAAAAGCUCCACUGCAUCCUUACGACCCACAUCCUUACUACCAACAUUUCUACCCUCGGCCAGCUAAGCCCAUAACAAUCCCUCUUAGGCCUGCAACACAAAAACCAGAACAAACCCCAUUUGUAGUCCAUACCUGGACACCUGCUUCGCCACAAUCUAGUCAUCCUAGAACUACAAAAGCACCUGAAACUGUGGCUCCUUCUACUCGGCCAGGUGACCCUUAUCCACCCCAUCCUGGGUAUUGUCCUACAAUCUGCCCUACUGGUUUCUUUAACUGCUGCCCAAUGCCCGUCUCUUUCCAUCAGCACCACCACAACCAUUUUGGCCCUGUAGCAUCCAAGGAUGGUGUUAUCAUUCCCGAUUACCCUUUCAAAUAUACAUCUGACCUGUUCAACUACGCGUCAGUUUCUGGACCUACCCAAGCCACUACAACCCCAGAACCUGUAAAGGUUCAGACUGUUGCCCCCAGUAAAACUUCCUUGACUGGUUUCCAUGACUACUGGAGUCGGCAUGGAAUGAGGUUUUCAACCGCCUUGGCUUCGUAUGGCCAAGCACCUAGUGAUACCAACAAGCCCUCAGAACCCCAACGUCCAAACCAGUCUCAUUUUCAGCCCUACAACCCACAGCCAAUGCACCCAUAUUUUCAAGCACCUUCCAGUGACUCCAACAAGCCGACUGAACAGCAACGACCAAUGCAGCCAUAUCUGCCCUAUAACCCACAAAGGCUUAUGCAUGCAUAUCCUCUGCCUUACAACCCACAAGGUCCAGUACAGCCACAUGGCCAAGCACCUGUUUAUUCUAACAAGCCCUUGGAACUUCAGCGACCUGCCAGUGAUCCAAGUAAACCAUCUGAACCUCAAGUGCUUUCUAGUGGCCCCAACAAGCCCUUAAAACCCCAACCUUCAACGCGGCGGCAUUAUCCUUUCAGACCGCCUCCAAUGUGGCAUGACCCAGACGUGUUCUACGCAUCCAAGCCACUGAUGCAACCAGACCACCACCAAAUCCAACUUUCUGAAUCUGCAAUGCACAUGCAUGGCAAACUUGAACAAUUGACAAGUCCUCAAGAGCAGCCACAUAGACCAGUCAAGGAAUGGGGUGGCUCCCUUCCCAGUAAUUCAGAGGGUAUCUCUAGCCUUCAGCAACCAAACCCCUCAAGCCAACAAAUGCCUACCCAUUACGGCUCAUUGCCAAUAUAUUAUGCUGGUUCCAAACCAUCCUACCCCCAGAAACCUGAAGCCAAGCCUUCUGGUAAACCCUCCAGACCUGAAUUCCCAGAGUCAUUCGAACACUAUUGGAAGCCCAUUGUGCCACUAGGUUCUAACCAGGGGUUCCAUGUCUCUUACCCGGACCAAUCUGCUGGAGGUUCUUACCCGGCCCAAUCCGCUGGAGGUGAAGACAAUGCUGCUAACUAA